ACUCGGGCAUCCGUCCACCCGUCCAUCCUCCGCAUCGGAUUUCGGCCGACCGACAGAUCUGCCUCUGCGCACACUCGCCGCCGCCGCCGCCGCUGCCGUCGCACCCCCAAGGACCACCUGCAACGCCGCCAUGAGUGCCCAAAAGGACUGGAUUGAUAUCAAGGAGGGCGAGGGCUAUCCCCUCCAGCAGUUUGUCCUGCCUUCGCACUACAAGGAGGAUCUGGAGAGCGUCAUGAUUCCCUAUGGCCUCAUCCGGGAUCGUGUCGGAAAGCUGGCGCACGAUAUUGCCCAGAACUCCACCAAGCCUUUGGUUGCUUGCUGCGUCCUCAAGGGCGCCCAUGUCUUCUUUGCCCAUCUGAUGGAGGACCUCAAGAAGCUGCGCCGUCCCAAUGGCGAGUCGAUUCCUUUGAGCUUCGAGUUCAUCAAAGUCAAGAGCUACAUCAAUGAGCAGUCAACGGGCGACGUCAAGAUCUCUCUCUCCGAGGAGGAUAUGCAGGGCUUCAAGGGAAAGGAUUUGUUGAUUGUCGAGGACAUCAUUGACACUGGCAACACCAUGGUUGCCCUCAUCAAGAAGCUGAAAAACUACGAGCCGGCCAGCAUCCGGGUUGUCAGUCUGCUUCUCAAGAAAACCCCGCAUAGCAACGGCUACAUUCCCGACUAUGUUGGCUUCUCGAUCCCGGAUCUCUUCGUUGUCGGAUACGCUCUGGAUUACAACGAGAACUUCCGCGACCUGGACCAUAUCUGUGUCAUCAACGAGCACGGCAAAGCUCAUUAUGCCGUUUGAGCUGCCGCGUCCGUUGCUAGCGUGUCCGACCAGCCAUCGUCUUUGAUCUGCGGAUGCAGCAUCUGGGACAAAAGUCGCUCGCUGUCCAAUCCUAACAUCGAUGGCGACACUUAUCAGUGCACUGCAGCUGUCUCUCCCUCUGCGGCACAAUGGCGUUGCUGGAGAGCAGGCGACGCUCGAACACUUGUCGAUAGCAUUCUAUUUUUCAGUUCCACACCGUGCCUGUAGUACCUUUAUACAAAAAUGAAGUAUGUGAACAUAGACAUUGCAAUUAAAUGCAACCUUCGAUGCCAGCG
This is a messenger RNA of Polychytrium aggregatum, 1080 nucleotides long. RefSeq names its product phosphoribosyltransferase-like protein. Gene Ontology annotation, molecular function: magnesium ion binding; hypoxanthine phosphoribosyltransferase activity. Gene Ontology annotation, biological process: GMP salvage; purine ribonucleoside salvage; guanine salvage. The coding region runs from base 131 to 784 and encodes 217 amino acids. The transcript has 9 exons. Lineage: Eukaryota; Fungi; Chytridiomycota; Chytridiomycetes; Polychytriales. The record is from RefSeq and is a predicted model, not a curated record.